AUGGGAGAAACGAGGUUACCGAGGAACAUGUUUCUGUGGUGCCUGGCUGCUAUUUACAUGUUUGCUUUUGCGUCUUUGUAUGUGCAGAUUCCAGGUCUGUAUGGCAAUGAUGGCAUCCUCCCGGCACGUUUUACUCUGAGGGUGGCAGGAAAGAGUCUGUUGGAGCAGCUGAGAGACACGCCUACCCUGCUGUGGUUUGGUCCACGUCUCGGCCUUGACACACAGCAGUGCAUGGAGCUGCUGAGUCUAAGUGGAACUGUCAUUAGCUUGGCAGCCAUGGCUCUACCUGUCCUCAGAGACUGCAGAAUAUAUUUGCUACUUUGGGUGCUUUACUUGUCCCUGUACCAGGUGGGCCAAGUCUUCUUGUAUUUCCAGUGGGAUAAUCUGUUGCUGGAGGUGGGCUUCCUGGCCAUCCUAAUAGCCCCUAUGAACAUGCCCUGGGGUUUGAGAUCGAGCUUUCAUGACAAUGUGACCUUCUGGCUGGUGCGCUGGCUUCUCUUCCGGCUGAUGUUCGCUUCAGGAGUGGUUAAACUAACCAGCCGCUGCCCCACCUGGUGGGGGCUCACAGCAGUGACUUAUCACUAUGAAACACAGUGCAUUCCUACACCACUGGCCUGGUUUGCCCACCAGUUGCCAGUGUGGUUUCAGAAACUCAGCGUAGUUGGAACCUUCAUCAUAGAAAUUGCUGUCUCCUUCCUCUUCUUCAGUCCUAUCCGCAGACACAGGCUUACCACUUUUUACUUGCAGGUGUUGCUGCAGGUGAUGAUUAUCCUGUCUGGAAAUUAUAACUUCUUUAAUCUGUUGACCAUCACACUGUGCCUCUCUCUGCUGGAUGACCAUCAUGUCAACUUCUGGCUCUGCAGACGCACACCACAAAAAGAGAAGAGAACUCUGCAGGAACUAUUGGGGUGGGUGGGUAUUGUAGUGGAAAUGGUUGGUUAUGGUGUACUUGGCUACUGGACUGUCCUCUACUUUGACCUGAAGGUGGAUUGGGACAAGAAAAGUGUCUCCUCAAAAACAGCAUUUACACAUUAUGAGUUCAACAGCUUCCUGAAGACAGUGACGGUGCCCAGUAUUUGGAUAGGAGUUCUCUCUCUUACCUGGGAGAUCGUUACUGCCAUGUUCAGGAGUGCGUGUGUAAGGGGUGUGUUCCGGCGGCUGUGGAGCACGUUGCAGUGGGGAAUCUUUUCUGCAGCUGCUGUUUCUAUGUUUGCCAUUAGUUUGGUGCCCUACACCUACAUAGAGUAUGAUGCCAACAGUAAUCUAUGGCCAGGUGUGCGGAAAGCAUUUGAAGUGACUGAUCGUUACCAACUAGUUAAUUCAUAUGGUCUGUUCCGGAGGAUGACUGGGGUGGGGGGUAGGCCUGAGGUUAUCAUCGAGGGCAGUAUGGACGGUAGCACAUGGAAGGAGAUCGAGUUCAUGUACAAACCAGGAAACAUGAGUGCAGUGCCCCCAGUGGUGACUCCUCACCAGCCGAGACUGGACUGGCAGAUGUGGUUUGCUGCACUUGGUUCGCAGGAGCAAAGCCCUUGGUUCAGCAGCCUCGUACACAGACUCUUGCAGGGCAAGAAAAAUGUGGUAAAGUUGAUUCAGACUGAUGAGUCUAGAUACCCCUUUCAUAAAGAGCCUCCAGUGUACAUCCGUGCUCAGCGCUACAAAUAUUGGUUCACAGAGCCCAAGGAGGAUGGGACAUUGCCCCAGAGGUGGUGGAGGAGGGUCUAUGUAGAGGAAUUUUACCCCCCUGUUCAUAUUGGUAACACUUUUUUGGAGCAUAUGCUUUCUCAGCAUGGUCUCAACUUCAAGCCUCGCUCUAGACAGGGUUCUGGCUCCUGGUUGCGGCGCACAUUGAAAAGUGUUGGUGAGCAUGUAAGGGACGUUCCUGCUCCACUCCUACUGUGGUCACUCUUCAGUUCAGCAGCUACAGUUUGCCUCAUCAACUGUCUGUGCUCACGUACUCGUCCUUGCCUACAAACACACCGACACACGGCCAAAGACGUCUCACUGCAGAAACCAGAUGAGGAGGGGGAGAAAGCUGACCUGAAAGAGCAAGAGGAGGAGAAAAUGCAAAAACAGGUUGAGGAAGAACAGAAUGAGGAGGAGAGUGAAGAAGAGGAAAACGAGGACGAGGUAGAUGAUGAAGAGGUGCUCUUAAAGAAGAGUGAAGAGUAUGACGAUGAUCAAACAUCAGAGGAGACCGAACAUUCUAAAAACAGGAAAAGAAAAUGAAACACUACUUUCACUAAGGUUUGAACUCAUUUCACCAAAGAAGUUUUGACUGCUGUAUAAUGUGCUUCCCAUUAACAUCAGCACUAUCUCGCCCCUUCAGUUAAAAAUGCCCACAUUUUCACAAGCUUAGUCUCUGCUCACACCUACACUAUAUGGCUGAAAGUAUGUGGACAACCCUCGUAAUUAUUGAGUUCAGGUGUUUUAGCAACACCCAUUUCUACCAAAUCAAUCCAAUAAUUUUUAACAACAGGUUUAUAAAUUAUGUGCUUUAAUCUUUGUGGCAAACAUUUGGGGUACGUGCUUUAAGAUAAAUUUGAAGACUGACCUUGUGCCAGGAUUUUUCAUCCAACAUUGAUGCCUUCUUUCACUAAAGUUGGCUGUCUACAUACUUUUGGCCAUGUAAUGUAGCUUACUGUAUGCCAUUUACAAUACAGUUUCUUUAAACCAGGCUUUUCUUUAUGACCUUGCUCAGUCAUGCUGGAACAGGAAAGGGCCUUCCCUUAAUUGUUGCUGUAAAGUUGGAAACAUAUAAUUUCCUUAAUAUAAUUGAUGUAUUACUCCUGUUGUAGCUGUAACAAAUAAAUUCAAUAAUUAGAAGAGGUGUUCCAAUACUUUUGCCCUUAUAGUGUAGUUCUUAACCGGAACGUGAGUGGUGCAGACAUGUUUACAGGUUUGCCUUUUCUGUGUCAGAAAGCAGGUGGAUUGGCUUUUCUUAAACAUCUUUUCUUAAAAGUAAGAAAGUAAAUGAGUAAAGAUGUCCUUGGACCUGGUUACUUUGGGUGGUGCCAGACCCACUGUGAACCCAACCAGAAUGAACUAGCAUGUGAAAAUGAAUGAAUGAAUGAAAGAAUGAGUAACGUGUGACUUUUGCAUUGUUCUGUUACUUGUGACUCCUGAGGCUAAAUCAAGUCCACAGCAAGCAUGGUAACAAAUGAGGGUCACGUACCCUUUAAAAGUGCAAUUACAUGUUUAAAUUAAAGUAUUUUUUUAAAAAGUUACAUGUGUUAAAACUAGAUAAAAUUAAAACAAUGACAUGAUUGUCUAUCAAACACAGGAACAACGUAUACACUGUAUGGCUAUACAUCUGGACACCUCUUUCAAUCAUUGAGUUUGGAUUGAUGAAAUAAAUUAAUUGCUUCCAACUUUCUGGCAAUGAUUUGGAAAAGAUCUUUUUGUAUACAACCUGGCUGGGUAUCCAAACCAGGCUCAGUUGGCGGGGUCUAAGGGAGGGAGGUCGACUGUGCUUUAUUGUCGCUGUACAGUUGGGACUUCUGCUGUCUGGUCAGGAUGCCUCUCCACACGCUGUAAGCCUCUCUGUGAGACUCUUUCACUGGUCUGAGUUUUGAGUUCAUGAAGCAUACACAAUCACACGCCACAUCUUCAUUUUUUUAUUUGUAUUAUUUAUCUACUGUUGAGAAUUUGAUGAGCUUGUGGUCUUUUUCUUCACUUUUUUAAAAGUGUUGUCUGGCUCCAGAAUAUCCAUUUGGCAUUUUUACUUCCUGCUUGAUUGUUGUUGAUACUGAACCAAAUUUCUUAAGGCUUUUUAAAGGAUUGACUAUCAGCUGCAUGACAAUCUUUGUUGUCUGGUUUACCUUUGAAUUACAUUGUAUUGUGCUUGUUUUGGUUUGUCUGAUUUUGGUAUUUUCUAAUGAUUUUAAUGUGUCUCUUUAGUCCCCCUUUUCUUCUUGCACUUUCUUGCCCUGUCUUUAUUAAAGUGUUUUCACA
This is a messenger RNA of Trichomycterus rosablanca, 3951 nucleotides long. It is a transcript of the gene lmf2a, whose product is annotated as lipase maturation factor 2a. The transcript is spliced from 14 exons. Gene Ontology annotation, cellular component: endoplasmic reticulum membrane. NCBI's taxonomy places the organism in Eukaryota, Metazoa, Chordata, Actinopteri, Siluriformes, Trichomycteridae. The record is from RefSeq and is a predicted model, not a curated record. Gene Ontology annotation, biological process: protein maturation. The coding region runs from base 1 to 2226 and encodes 741 amino acids.